CAUGCCUGGGACCCUAAGAUUCUGAUGCUUGAUAUUAGAGUAUUGCUAGUAUUGGGGUCUUUCCUUUAUGCUCGAAUAGAUUGUUCCAUCGAAUAGCUUUGGAAUGUGCCUCUUUCUGAUAGUACUCUGAAGCUUUUAUCUAUUUGUUUUGUAUGCCAGUGUUGUUUUUUCACAUAAUGAAUCUUCUUCUUCUAUACUUAUAUUAUUUAAUUGUUGUUUUGGCCCUCUUGGUGCUUUGGCCAUUUUGUUUCUAUUGUUUUAACUGUGUCAGUGGACGCACGGAAAAACUUUUCAUUUUGUUUAUUAUGUAGAAUAAGGAAUAAAUGCAUUAGCAGGGAGAAUGCAACUUGUUAUUGUCAAAAUGUGCCACUAUCAGUAUGAAGAGGAGGGGUGGACAUGGUGUGGUGGGUCAUGAUGCCCUCUUAAAAGGACAUCAUUUCUUGUGAUUGCAGAUGAUAUCGUCAUUGAUUUUGGAGUACAAAAAUUUUAUUUGAUCAAAACAUUGCUUUUUUUCAUUUCAUGGUUGAGAUUUCGUCUGGAGAAUUGGAUUUUGUAUUGUCUAUUCCUGCUAGAGUUUUCUGGUUGUCAUAGAGGAUUAGCUAGGUUUUAAGUCUUGUUAAGCGAUACCAAUCAGGAGGAUAGCCAGUCUCCUGAGAUUGAGUAGAUGUGAAGCAAUUAGCUAAAGUAUAACUGAGUAUUCAUCAAAUAUCGGGAACUUUCCGGAAUAUGAGAUAAUCAGACAAGUCUGUAGCUUUUCUUUACUGUUCUUCUCGCAGAACCUUCCCCAACUACUGGUACCUUUUUGAAGCCUCAAAUGGCACAGGGCUCUGUUGGUACUGCUACAUAUUCAGCCACUACUGUUUACUCAAAUAUCAAUGUUUCUGAUAACAAAAGUUCAAGUACCUUUGAGUUUAAACCUCAUGCUUUAGCAAAUAUGGUUACUACAGAUCAAAAUUCCCUGAGAAAUGCUCAGUCUAUGCAAGUCCAAGGUCAAUCUCAAUCAUUUGGGACAGUAUCUUUAGUUAAAAGUGAGGUAGCAGUCAAUUCAAACGAGUUGGGUUUUUCAUCAGCAGCACGUGGUGUUGUUGCUUCUGGAACUAGUGCUUCUGCUGAUGGUGAUUCAGAUGAAUUAAAUCAGAGGGGCAAUCCUAAUUCUGGUGUCCAAACAGCACAAUUCGAUCACAAGGGAAACGGACCUUCAGUCAUAUCUUCUGAAGAUGGGUAUAACUGGCGGAAGUAUGGACAAAAGCAUGUCAAAGGAAGUGAAUUUCCACGUAGCUAUUACAAAUGUACCCAUCCUAACUGUGAAGUGAAAAAACUAUUUGAGCGUGCCCAUGAUGGACAGAUAACAGAGAUUAUUUACAAGGGCACGCAUGAUCAUCCUAAACCUCAACCCAGUCGACGAUACAACACUGGUAGUAUUAUGUCUGCCCAGGAAGAAAGAUCUGACAAGUUUUCAUCUAUAAUUGGUCGUGAUGACAAGUCAUCUAGCAUAUAUGGACAGGCGUCUAAUACUAAUGAGCCAAAUGGUACUCCAGAUCAAUCUCCUAUUGCAACAAAUGAUGACAUUGUAGAAGCUACAGGAAAUAGGAUCAAUGAUGAUGUAGAUGAUGAUGAUCCAUUCUCAAAGCGGAGGAAAAUGGAAAUUGGAUGCUUUGAUGUCACUCCAGUGGUUAAGCCUAUCAGGGAACCACGUGUAGUUGUUCAAACUCUGAGUGAGGUGGAUAUACUGGAUGAUGGAUACCGCUGGCGGAAAUAUGGCCAGAAAGUAGUGAGAGGAAAUCCUAAUCCAAGGAGCUAUUACAAAUGCACAAAUGCUGGAUGCCCUGUUAGAAAACAUGUGGAGAGAGCAUCUCAUGAUCCUAAAGCAGUUAUAACAACAUAUGAAGGAAAACAUAAUCACGAUGUCCCUACUGCGAGAAAUAGUAGCCACGAAAUGGUAGGAUCAAUGGCUGCAAACAUCCCAGCAAGAAUUAGAUUGGAAGAAACCGAUACCAUUAGCCUUGAUCUCGGGGUUGGAAUUAGUUCUGCUACUGAUAAUAGGUCCAACGAGCAACAUCCUACAGCGCAAUCUGAACUAAUGGAAAGCCGAAGUCACAAUUCCAAUGUCAAUGUAGCCCAAGCAGGUACGACAUUCUUUGGUAUCCUUGGUAAUGGCUUGAACCAAUAUGGAUCUAGAGAAAAUAUUGGCGAGGGACGGAGCAUUGAAUUAUCAACUUUGAACCAUUCAUCAUGUCCAUAUCCACAGAACUUGGGUAGAAUCUUAACAGGUCCUUGAAAUUGCUUCAACUGUAUGAAGUGAAUAAAUAUAUUCUGUUUCUUUUUUCUUAAAGUUCAAUCUUUGUUUUUUAGUUUUUAUUUCCUAAAAGUCAUGUAUGAAGUGCCUUGAGUUGAACUACUGUUUGUGUAACAUUAGCUUCUUUGGGAUACGUUGUACAAAUAUGAAUUAGUACUGAUAAUAUAUUCUGACAGAGGGGAUAAUGUAAACUCGAAUGCUUGUAAUGUACGCUAUUUAUCUUAUAAAAAAAUUUGAAUGUAUGGUAUUUCACAUUUA
Messenger RNA from Humulus lupulus (European hop), 2554 nucleotides. Its product is annotated as probable WRKY transcription factor 20. The record is from RefSeq and is a predicted model, not a curated record. Gene Ontology annotation, biological process: regulation of DNA-templated transcription. NCBI's taxonomy places the organism in Eukaryota, Viridiplantae, Streptophyta, Magnoliopsida, Rosales, Cannabaceae. Gene Ontology annotation, molecular function: DNA-binding transcription factor activity; sequence-specific DNA binding. The transcript is spliced from 6 exons. The coding region runs from base 815 to 2278 and encodes 487 amino acids.